Messenger RNA from Paramuricea clavata, 5910 nucleotides. Lineage: Eukaryota; Metazoa; Cnidaria; Anthozoa; Malacalcyonacea; Plexauridae. The record is from the annotation of a GenBank genome assembly.
UUAAAUGAAAAUACACAAAAGUCAGCAUCAAAGUUUUGAUUGAUAAUGUAUGAUGCUAGUAUUGAUUGUUCUCAUAGAGUUGUUACUCGGGAAGAUGACAGCAAUCAAUUCAAUACACCUGUUGGCGAGAAAACGGAUCCGAUGUGGACUCCGGGAUGUUGGAGAGGGCGGGACGACAGUAGUGAUACGGAGGAAGAAGAUACCGAUAGUACCCAAUUGGACGUGAAGUACAAUCAAGCCAUGGUGUGUUUGUCCGUUGCUGCAGGUGUAGAAAACCCCCUCUAUUAACCCAUCAAAUUAUUAACUGGGAGACGGCAUCAGAGAAGGAGAAGAAUGUUUGCAUUGAAAGAGCUUCUGAAGCUUGUAGGCUUGUUUGCAAUAUUAUUACUCCAAACAAUGGAGAGGACUUGCUAAAAUCUCUGCCGACGAAGCUUGAUCCCCAGCCAGUUCAACCAUCGAGCGACCUCAUUGCACUGAUAAAUGCAUUUUCGAAAGCACCAACGCGAACUUAAAAAUACAGAUUUUAAGCAUUUAUGCUCACGAGUAUCCUGUUAAGACACUCCAAAGAAUCCACGAACCCUACGCUAGAUUGAGUCAAUGGCAAAUAAAAAGAGCCAGGGCGCAUGCUCAGAAGUGUGGUCCUGGAGGCUCCGUCGCAAAAAAAAGUGCAGCAUCGAAUCAAUUUAGACAUGACCAAAGUAGAUCAUUUCGUGGAUUUCUUAAAUCGACCCUAUUUCCAUCAAGAUGUUGCCUAUGGGAUGAGAACUUUAAAACUGGACAAUGGGGAAACUAUUUCUAUGCCUAACGUAGUUCGUACAGUAACCAGAUCAACUAUGGUUAUGCAUUAUAACCAGCACUGCGAAAACAUCGGAUACGAGUCUCUAAGUAGAAGGACUCUAUACCGUAUUUUAGAGGUAAGAGAGGCUAGCCAACGAAAAUCGCUGCAGGGAUUAGACAAUACUGCUGCCGAAGGAUCUACAACAUUUGGAACUUUGAAGACUAUUGUUCAGCAACUGGAGCUGUUUGGAGUGGACAAGAGUUGGUGCCAAGCAUUAAACACAAAAUUGGACAAACGUAAACAAUAUUUAAAGACUGACUAUCGGGUGGAUUGUCAUGAUAGAACUAGCGGAUGCACAGACCAUUGUCGGCUCUUUGCUCUAAGCGAUCCAACUGAUGACGAUUUCAAAUCUUGUUGCGAUCAUGAACAUCUGCUGGUUUGUGAACAGUGCGAAGCUUUGGACUUGCUUCUUGCAGAGCUGAAUGAGAAAAUAACUUAUUCUAAGAGUAGCAAGUACAAUGAAGAACAGCGAGAAGAUCACCUUUAUGAUUUCAAGCAUGCCCAGAGUUGCAUAUACCAGUGGAAGGCCCAUAUUCUCAGAUCUGUCAAUCAGGAAGAAGCAAAGCAAGAAGUAAUCCACACCCUGGACGAAACAUCUAUCCUAGUAGUCAUGGAUUGGGCCAUGAAAUAUGUUCAAUGCAAACACAGAGAGAAACAAUCAGACUGGUUUGGAAAGAGAUGACUGAGUUGGCACAUUAGCACUGUUGUUUCGAAGGGCGCUGAUAAGAAGCACAUCAACGUACUAUCCUUUGCACAUCUUUUCGACUCCUGUACACAAGAUUGGUUUGCCGUGGUUUCCAUUGCUGAGGAUCUUCUUGGCAACAUCAAGUCCAUUUAUCCUUCUGUGAAAACCGUGUAUUUUCGGUCUGAUGAGGCGGGCUGCUACCACAAUAGCGAGUUAAUCGCUGCCUUAAGGGAUGUGGGAGAUCGUAAAGGGAUUGCCGUCACACAAUACGACUACUCAGAGCCUCAACAAGGAAAGGACAUCUGCGAUCGGAUAAUUUGUCCUCUAAAGUCUUCUAUCCAUACAUACUGCAAUGAAGGAAAUGACAUCCUUAGUGCAUCUGAUAUACAUGCUGCCCACACAGCUCAUCCUGUGAAAGGCACCUCGUCCUUGGUGAACCAAAUCAAUCAAUCUGUGAGUCAACUUAAAGUUAAGAAAUUGACUCACUUUAGUGCUUUUCAUAACUUUAGAUAUGAGGAUGGUGGUGUAAGAGUAUGGCAAGCACAUGGUAUCGGUAAAGGAAAGAAAUUCAAAUACACUGAAAUUUUUACUACUGACCAGGAAGACACAAGUCUUCUUGUUGAAAAGAAGUUUACUGUCAGGCAACCAUCGACGCAGCUUGUAAAAACAAGAGAAAAUGAAGAUUCGGAGAAAGAGAGUGGAUUAUUUUACUGUACCGAAGCGAAGUGCAACUACGUCUGCUCCUCGCUUGAUGAUUUAGACUUACACCAGAGUUUCGGGGAACACUGCAGGUUUUUAGAUAUGAGAUCGGCAAGAGAACACGAUGGCGAGAGACGUUUUAAAAGGGACGAAUGGCUAACCAAGACACAAAUCCAAGGGUUUUUUCCCGACUUGCAAAAGCCAGACGCAAAGGAUUGGCCUUACCAACGGAAGCAAUCGAGGAUUUUCCGAUGGAUAACGACGAAGAGGAAGCCUGUAUCAACGAGAAUCUUCUUCAAGAUAUCCAGAAAGCAAUUAAUGUUGUCCAUCCUAUUGUUUAUGACGUCUACAACCUGUGCGAACUGUACAGUGAGAGCAAACUGAACAUAUUCAAAGUUACCAUGCUGAAAGAGUUGUGCGAACACUUUGAUAUCCAAUUUAAGUCAAGGGACAAAAAAAAGGACUUAAUUCAGAAGAUCACGAGCAUGGUAGAAAGAUGCGCUUGCAACCAUUGACGUUACUGAUAUUAUCAGGGGUAUUAUACACGAUUCAUUGCUACUAUAGUACUAUUCCACAGCGCUUUUUGAACGAUGUGUUUUAUGAAAACAAAAUAAGUUGACAAAAUGAAUUAGUUGAAGUAUAAAUUUAAAUAUUUCGGAUGUGGCUUCAUCCUUGACUAGUUUUUGCAAGUAGUGCUUUGUAAAGCCGAACGCAUGUGAUGUUGUAAAGGGCCGCUGCAACGUUUGCGGUAAAACUCGGGCAGAACAGCGGAUCAAAAAAAUCUGAUCUUAUCCGACUACUAUCAAGUACGAAAAAUCGCUGAAAAUGACAGGAGAACGUCAGGUAUUUGUUAAAGAAUAACGUCUUUGUGUGCGUCCGAUUUAACAUACACCUACUCUAAAAAUGCAUUGCAGAAAAUUGUCUCAUUUAACCUUGCCUUUACUCAGUUCUACAUUUUUUUAAAAACCACCUAAAUUAAAAUGCGCUAAGUGCCAAUUUCAGUGCAUGAUAGGAUCCUAAAAGUAUACUUGUGUUUCAAUGUUUGCGUGACAUUGACUGGUUGUACAGUACAUAAUAAACAAAAUAGACCUUUCCGGUAUUACGUCACAACUGCAAAAGCUUUUGUUGGGUUUUCCCUGGGCGACAUCUGACUCGUCCCCAGUCGUCUCUGUGAGCACGUGCGAAUUGGAAAGCGCGCGCAGGGGUGGAAGGGAAGGGAGAAGCGAGGGAGACGACUGGCAUAUCCUGUUUUCAAGAUGGACACAAAAUCAAUGGCGGAUUUUCAAGAAAAUCAUUAUUUUGAAAAUAGACUGUUUCAUAAGACACGUUUCCAACUGUGCCUGUUAAAUGUUUGUAACUAUAUAUUUUGGAAGUUUCAAAUGCGUGUGUUUACAUGCCAAGGCGAGACUUUGAAAAUUAUAUUUUUGAAUUUCCGUGGCAUGACAACAGUUUGUUGCGAACGUUUUCUUGGAGAAAUUUUUACUAACCUAAAUAUAAAUCCCACUAAAAUGUAAGCUUUUUCACAAGCGUUCAAAUCAUCCGCGUUAGGGGUUUAUGUCGUUAAAUUUCUAAUUAAUAUAAGCGGUUGAAAUUCGUGCCUAAAACCAGACAUAAUAAAUUCCGACUGGAAUGUGUUUUCCGACGGCAAUUUUUACACCCUCGAUUAGGCAACGAAUUCUCGCUAAAUAUUCUAGCUACAAUAUUAUAGCUCGUACCAAAAUGUAGCUGAUUUCACCAGCUAUCUAACAAUAUGUGUAAAAUUAUUAUACCUGUAAUAUUCGCACAGAUAUUGUCGAAUAAAUGUCAUGUUUAUGUUGCAUUAAACUUUCUAAUUAUAUAUUCUGUUUUCAAAUUUUGUUUACAUUGUGUGAUUUUGACCCCCUCGUUUAGACAACGUUUUCUCGCUCAAUAUUGUAGCUACAGGAAUAUAGUUCCCGCUAAAAUGUAGGCAUUUUCACAAGCAUUGAAACCAUCUGCGUUAGGGAUGAACGUCGUUAAAUGUCGAAUUAAUAUAAGCGGUUGAAACUCGUGCCUAAAACCAGACAUAAUAUAUUCAAACUAUAUUCCGACGGCAAUUUUGACACCCUCGUUUAGGCAACAAAUCUCGCUCAAUAUUAUAGCUGCAAUACUAAAGCUCCCGCUAAAAUGUAGGUAUUUCAUGUUGUUAAAUUCCGAAUUAAUAUAAGCGGUUGAAACUCGCGUAAUAUAACAAAAAUAGCCUUGACCAGAGUUUCGACUGAUAUUCCAGAGUUUCGACACAGGAUCUGCCAGUCGUCUCCCUCGUUUCGCACGUGCCCGUUUCGCGCGUCCUCACAGAGACGACUGGGGACGAGUCAGGGGCGACAUUUUUUGCAAGUGUUUACCGUGAUUCAAUUUUAUAUGUUUAAUAUCAUAUAUUUAAAUAUCUUGUAAGAUAAACAACGAAAUCUAAUUUAGUACUAUGACAUUAUCGAUUUGUUUUGAGAGAAGGGCAAUGAGAAAAUGUUAUUUGGCAGAACUACAGUGCAUUUUUAGCAGUGACAUGAACUCAGACAUCUGAUUCAGCAACAUUCUAAUGUAAACAAAAGGCCAUAAAUAGUAUCAAAUUUCAAACGCUCUCAAUUGUUCAAAUCGCGUUUGCAGAAGAGUUUAUUACGGUUUUUAGUACUUCAAAGUGUCCUUUUUCCAACUACACUAGUCACUGUAUGUAAUUAGGUCCCACUUUUAAGAAAUUUAGCAUAGAAAAUAGUAGGAUUUGAAAGCCGUAUUUUGACAUGGGGCUCUUUGUCGCUAAAUAUUGUCGCAAAUACUCUGUAAUUGAAAACCUAAGUUAGUUUAGAUGAAAUUACGAUAGUUUUCCGGUACUGGGUGUGAAUAUCAGACAUUUUGAACAAAAACUUUUGAAAUUAUGUUUACUUAAAUUCAGCCCAUUUUUUUCGUUUAAUUAGCCGGCGAAUUUCUCCUGCGACGGUGCGAGACCAAAAAAUCACUAAAACUUUGAAACUAAAUAUAUUUUCAAAAUUCCAAACAGCAUUUGUUUGUUGUUAAAGUAAAUGUAGUUCACGGUAAAAGUUUCGAAGAAAUUUAUUUUUCGAACCCCAAGUCAGUGGGCGGUUUUUAGAGACGCACGCUCUUAAUAAAAACUGCAUGAAAUUCGAAAAAAAUAUCGGGGAAAAAAAUUCGAAAAAUAAAAAAAAUCCUAAAAAAUCGUUAUAAAUCCUAAUAUAUGCUUUUCUUUAUGCAGAACAUGUCUCGCUCCCUAGUAGCAGAUGCUAAUCCUCAAGUUGUAGCUGAAAAUGCAAGUAUUGAAGAUAUCAACAUUGACCACGUUGCAUGUAAUGUCGCCCUUAAUCACAAGGAAACUGCAAAUACAACCAAUACCUUUACUGGCAACACAGUACAGCUGUCAACAGAUAAGGGGCGAAGCUGGCUCUGUGAAGCAUGGAACUUUCUGGUAAUAUGCUGGAACCCUGUAAUCAUAUUGACGCUGUUCUCUAAUGGGCUGAAACAAAGGUUGUGCAACUAUUUCUCCGCACAUGGACACGUCGUCCUACUGUCAGGAGAGCAGGCUGAUCACCUGAUUCGUGGUUGGAAUAAACCAGUGCCCACCAUGGUCCUUCUCGCCGCACUGAUCGACUCGGGUGUUGACUUUGUCAGAAUAAUCUCGUUUGGGAUGAAGCAAAAGUUGGAUUACAUUCCCUAUCAUUGA